UUCGUUCUCUCUCUGGUUUCUUCUUUUGUGGCCUCGCAUGGAGACGCUGAAGCCGAUGCUGCCGUCGCCGUCUAGUAUGCCUCGCGGUUCCUCAUCCUACAGAAGCAGCAUCUGCAAGACCCUUCCACUCUCCUCCGUCCCCGCCGCAAGUUCCGCAACAGCGGCGGCGCGGCCUCUCGCCUCCUCCUUUUUUGUCGCAAGAAAGCUGUCGAUGCCAUCCCCAAUUCCCCUCUCUGUCCGAUUUGCAGCUUCUGGUGGUCAAUCAAGCGUGAGCGUCAGUCCUGAAACAGCUGAAUGGGCGAUGCAAGAUUUUUAUGCCUUGCGAAAGGAUGUUGAAACUACUGCUCAGCGUGUAGAAGAAAUAAGAAUAUCUGCUGGUCUGGAACGUUUAGAAGCUGAUCUUGCUUCACUAGAGAAGAAGGCUGCAGAUAGUUCUUUAUGGGAUGAUCGUUUGAAGGCACAGGAAAUACUUCUUUCCUUGACUGAUGUCAAAGAUAAAAUCAAAUUUCUCAAUGAUUUCAAAUCUCAGGUUGAAGAAGCUGAAACAAUAGUUAAUCUGACUGAGGAGUUGGAAACAAUUGAUACUGGUCUUCUUCAAGAGGCUUCCAAGAUAAUUCGAGAACUAAGCAAGGCUCUUGAUCGGUUUGAGUUGACACAACUUCUUUCUGGGCCUUACGACAAGGAAGGGGCUGUAAUUACUAUCACAGCUGGUGCUGGGGGUACUGAUGCACAGGAUUGGGCAGAUAUGCUACUUAGGAUGUAUGUGAGGUGGGGAGAGAAGCAAGGAUACAAGACAAAAGUGGUUGAGAAAUCUAUGGGUGAGGAAGCUGGAAUUAAAUCGGCUUCAGUUGAACUUGAAGGUCGUUUUGCCUAUGGAUAUCUAUCAGGGGAGAAAGGAACACAUCGAAUUGUUCGUCAGUCUCCAUUUAAUGCUAAAGGACUUCGCCAGACGAGCUUUGCUGGUGUUGAAGUUAUGCCCCUUCUUCCUGAAGAAUCUCUAGAUUUAGACAUACCUGAAGAAGACUUGGAAAUUAGCUAUUCUAGAGCUGGAGGAAAAGGAGGACAGAAUGUCAACAAAGUGGAAACAGCAGUUAGAAUUGUUCACAUUCCUACUGGUGUUGCAGUUCGUUGCACAGAGGAAAGGACUCAGUUGGCUAACAAGAUCAAGGCCCUGAGCCGUUUGAAAGCCAAGCUGCUCGUAAUUGCAGAGGAGCAGCGUGCUUCCGAAAUCAAACAAAUAAGAGGAGAUGCAGUGAAGGCAGAGUGGGGUCAGCAGAUACGCAAUUAUGUCUUCCAUCCAUACAAGCUUGUGAAAGAUGUGCGGACCGGGUACGAGACAUCAGACAUCUCGUCGGUGAUGGACGGGGAUCUUGAGUCAUUUAUAAAAGCUUACCUCAAAUACAAGUAUACUACCAGUGUCAGUGAAGCGAGCGUAAAAUAACAUAUUACGUUAAUUUAUUUCGCCUUAUUUCUUUAUUUGUCGUUUAUGUUGGCAAUCACAUUGUUACUUGACAUUUAGAAUAUGUAUCACUUUAAGCAGCUUUUAGUAGAUAAAGAAAAAAGUUGAAGUUCUCUCUGUAUG
Musa acuminata subsp. malaccensis (wild Malaysian banana) is the source of this 1582-nucleotide messenger RNA. RefSeq names its product peptide chain release factor PrfB1, chloroplastic. Gene Ontology annotation, cellular component: cytoplasm. Gene Ontology annotation, biological process: translational termination. The record is from RefSeq and is a predicted model, not a curated record. Gene Ontology annotation, molecular function: translation release factor activity, codon specific. Lineage: Eukaryota; Viridiplantae; Streptophyta; Magnoliopsida; Zingiberales; Musaceae.